AUGUCAAAAGAUUAUCAACCUUCUUUAUGUGUUGCCGCUCAAAUGGGUAUUGUUUCAAUGUGCCGUGUUCUUAUCGAGAAUGGUGCAGACACCAAAGCUACUAUGGGACUUAAAGAUACUGCUCUUCACCUUGCAACUAGAUGCCAACACUUUUAUGUCGUUUCUUUCCUUUGUUAA
Molecule: messenger RNA, 177 nt
Organism: Trichomonas vaginalis G3
Lineage: Eukaryota; Parabasalia; Trichomonadida; Trichomonadidae
Product: Ankyrin repeat family
Exons: 1
Coding region: 1-177 (58 amino acids)
Molecular function (GO): protein binding
Source: RefSeq, a predicted model, not a curated record